This is a messenger RNA of Aureobasidium uvarum, 198 nucleotides long. The record is from the annotation of a GenBank genome assembly. Lineage: Eukaryota; Fungi; Ascomycota; Dothideomycetes; Dothideales; Saccotheciaceae.
AUGACACUAAAGAAUGGUUGCAAGAACUCCAUGUGGGGUGCCACUGCGCCUCGCAAGGCUAUCGAAGAUGCUGCUCAUUACUCCCCGAUUGCUGAACCUGGAAAGCAAGCGAAGUGGAUUCGGGACCAAGACCUAAGUGAUAGACUGUGGAAGUGGACCGAGGGGGCUUUGCGGCCCUAUGUGACUUCACAGAGUUGA